AUGAAUAUUAUAUUUACCAUUUGUACUUUUUUGAUUUAUUUAAUAUUUGUGAUAGGAUAUGUAACACAAAUAAAUGGAAAAAAUAAGAGUUAUUCAGAAAUAUGUGAGAAGGCAUCCAAUGAAGAUGAAUCAAAUGUAUAUUGCAUAAAAGAUCAUAAGAGGAAAAGCUCUGUUUAUGUUUAUAAACAUAUUUUGGAAUUAUUAUUAGAAAGAAGGCAAGAAUGUAAUAAUGAUAAAAUAGGAUUUGUAGAAAAUAAAUGUGGAGAAGUAAAUAAUUUUAUGACAUAUAAAACAUUUUUUGAAAAGGUAUGCUCAUUUAGCCAUUCUUUAGAUACAUAUGAAGGGAAAGGUAUUGAAAGUAGAAAAUAUGAUGAAGAUAAAAAUGAUGGUAUGUUUAAAUUAUUAGGUUUAUAUGGUAGUAAUUCUAUAAAUUGGCUAGUUACUGAUAUGGGAGCUAUGAUGAGUGGUGUUACAACAUUAGUAAUGCAUUCUAAAUUUAGUAUAGAUUUAAUUGUAGAUAUAUUAAAAAGAACCAAAUUAGAAUGGUUAUGUAUAGAUUUAGAAUUGGUUGAAGGUUUAUUGGUUUAUGUAAAGGAAUUACCACAUUUGAAAAAAUUAAUAAUAUUAGAUACGUUAGUUAAAUAUAAUGGAAGAGAUAAUAAUGAAAAAGUAAAUGGGUAUAAAAACAAAAACACCAACAUUGAUAAUAAUAAUAAUAAUAAUAUUAGUAAUAAUAAUAAUAAUAUGAAAAACGAAUCAUAUAAAUUAUGUGAUAUAAGAAAAGAUGUUAAUUUGGGAUCAUUCGAAUGCGAUAAUGAAAAAUUAGAAAAGCUGAAUGUUUUAAAAGAAAAAGCAAACGAAUUUGGAAUAAGUAUUUUAGAAUUUGAUAUGAUGACAAAGGUUCCUAAAAAGCCAAAUAUGAAAAUAAAGAAUGAAGAUCCUAAUUUCAUUGCAUCUAUUGUAUAUACAUCUGGAACAUCUGGACAGCCAAAAGGUGUUAUGUUAAGCAAUAAAAAUUUUUAUAAUACAAUAGCACCAUUAUGUGAUCAUAAUGUAAUAAAAAGGUUAAAACCUAAAAUACAUUUUUCUUAUUUACCUGUAUCACAUGUAUUUGAGAGAGUUUUUGUUUACAUGUCUGUUAUUCUUGGUAUAGAAAUAAAUAUAUGGAGUAAGGAUAUAAGUUGUUUUUCUAAAGAUUUAUAUAAUUCUGAUGCUGUGGUAGUUGCUGGUGUACCUAAGGUAUUUACUAGAAUAUAUACAAAUAUAAUGACAGAAAUAAAUAAUUUACCAAGUUUUAAAAGAUCAUUUGUAAAAAGAAUGUUGUCUUUACGUAAAAAUUUUCAUAAUGGAUGUUUUGAUAAGUUGAUUGAGAAAUGUACUAAUAUAUCUUAUAAAAUAAAAAAUAAGAUAAAUCCAGAAUUAAAGAUGUUAUUAAAUGGUGGUGGUAAAUUAUCUUCCAAAAUAGCUGAUGAAUUAUGUAUUUUAUUGGAUGUUGAUUAUUUUCAAGGAUAUGGAUUAACAGAAUCUACUGGUGCUUUAUUUGUUCAAAAUGGAGAUAAAUAUAAUACUGAAAAUAUAGGUGGACCUAUAUCUCCAAAUACCAAAUAUAAAUUAAGAUCAUGGGAAACAUAUAAGGCAAAUGAUAACAUACCUAAAGGAGAAUUAUUAGUUAAGAGUGAUUCUAUGUUUAAUGGUUACUUUUUAGAGAGAGAAUAUAGUAAAAAAGCUUUUACUCAUGAUGGUUAUUUUAUAACAGGAGAUGUUUUUCAAAUUAAUAAAGAUGGUUCUUUAACAUUUUUAGACAGAUCUAAAGGCUUAGUUAAAUUAUCACAGGGAGAAUAUAUCGAAACUGAUAUGCUAAAUAAUCUUUAUUCUGAAAUACUUUUUGUAAAUUUUUGUGUUGCAUAUGGAGAUGAUUCAAUGGAUGGCCCUCUAGCAAUUAUAUCUGUUGAUAAAACUAUAUUAUUCAAAUGUUUAAAAGAAGAUAAUAUGUUAGAGACUACGGGACUUACUGAAAAGAAUUAUUCAGAAAAAUUAAUUGAUCAAGUAUUAAAUGAAUCUAUUUAUGUUGAUUAUGUAAAGGCAAAGAUGAUGGAAGUAUAUAAAAAAACCAAUUUGAACAGAUACAAUGUUAUUAAUGACAUAUACUUAACUUCAAAAACAUGGGACACCAAUAAUUAUCUUACGCCAACAGCAAAGGUAAAGAGAUUCAAGGUGUUUAAGGAUUUUUCUUUUUAUAUAGAUCAAGUUAAAAAGAAAUAUGAGGACAAAUUAAAAGGAAGUGGUGUAGAUAGUAAGGUGAGUGAAAAGAAUGGUGCCAAAACGGAAGAAAAAAAAAAAGAAAAAAGUGAAGUAAAAAAGGAAGUAAAAAAUGAAGAAAAAAAUGAAGUAAAAAGUGAAGAAAAAAAUGAAGAAAAAAAUGAAGUAAAAAAUCAGGUAAAAAAUGAAGAAAAAAAUGAGAUAAAAAAUCAGGUAAAAAGUGAAGAAAAAAAUGAAAAGAAACCAAAAGAAGGACUAACACAAACAACAAUAUCAAAACCUCAAAAACGAACUGUUUUAAAACGUGAAGAAAAUAAUGUUCAAUGUAAUUUUCCUACAAAUAAAAAAACACUUGAAAAAACAAACUUAAAAUUAAGAGUUCCAAAUGUAGUAGAAUUACAAGUCAAUGCAUGA
Molecule: messenger RNA, 2673 nt
Organism: Plasmodium adleri (nom. inval.)
Lineage: Eukaryota; Apicomplexa; Aconoidasida; Haemosporida; Plasmodiidae
Product: acyl-CoA synthetase
Exons: 1
Coding region: 1-2673 (890 amino acids)
Cellular component (GO): endoplasmic reticulum; membrane
Molecular function (GO): long-chain fatty acid-CoA ligase activity
Source: RefSeq, a predicted model, not a curated record